Molecule: messenger RNA, 1178 nt
Organism: Sinocyclocheilus grahami
Lineage: Eukaryota; Metazoa; Chordata; Actinopteri; Cypriniformes; Cyprinidae
Gene: isca1
Product: iron-sulfur cluster assembly 1
Exons: 4
Coding region: 1-324 (107 amino acids)
Biological process (GO): iron-sulfur cluster assembly
Cellular component (GO): mitochondrion; cytoplasm
Molecular function (GO): 2 iron, 2 sulfur cluster binding
Source: RefSeq, a predicted model, not a curated record
AUGCACACUUCUGAGACACCUUCAGCUGUGAAUAAAGUCAAGCAACUUUUACAGAACAAACCAGAAUAUAUCGGCCUCAAAGUUGGUGUUCGAACCCGAGGUUGCAAUGGCCUCACUUACACACUAGACUAUACUAAGGAGAAAGACAAAUCAGACGAGGAGGUGUUACAAGAUGGCGUGAGAGUGUUCAUAGAGAAGAAGGCUCAGCUGACGCUGCUCGGCACGGAGAUGGAUUUUGUUGAAACGAAACUUUCCAGCGAGUUUGUGUUCAACAAUCCCAACAUCAAAGGCACGUGUGGCUGUGGGGAAAGCUUCAGCAUAUGAACCUCGCCGCUUGAGCCCUCCAGGACAUCCAGUCCAUAUCCUAGAUUCAAACAUCCAUCAUGAAGAUUUGUGGGUAAAGAGCUGGAGAAAGAGACUGAUAUUUAGUGGCCUGUUUGGCCAUCAUGUCCUGUGCUGCCUCCGUUCACCUCGACACAAACCCAGAAAAGCCCUGCUUACAAAUACAGUCGUUAACUUAAAAAUGUUUUGUUUGUUCAUUUCAUUGCUUGAACACACUUUAUUGAGCAGCUUGAUGUGUGUUUAAUGUGCCUGUGUCUUAUGCGGAUCUGAGGAGGGGUCCAGUUACACUCCAUGUUAGUGGUUCAAGAGGAAUUACUUGCUUUGGCGUUUUCUCAGAAAGUUGUGUGUCGUCCAGUCGCUCUGAUAGGGAUUCAUAUUUGAUAAUUCAGUUAUCCUGAUGAGCUGAAACUGCUGGAUGUCGUAACAUGUCCUCCUUACAGCAACGACCUAAAUCUACACCUCAAGAAAUCUGCAGCUGCUUCCUCAUGGCUGUUUUGUGCACAUUUGGUGGAUUGUGGACCAGCAGUGCAAAUCUGUGGUAAUCUACAUAAUAUUGAAAGGUUUCUCUGUCUGGUGGAUGUCGAGCGAGUAUUAACUUUGCACUUUCAGCAUGCCACGUUUUGUCAUUUGCUCUAUAAUGUGAUUAACAAGCAGCACAGGAACUGAUGCCAUGUUUUGAAAUGCAGUUGUUUGACUUGAACUUGUUUUCUGUUGAAGUAUGUACUUCACAAUGUAAAAUCCCUGUCUUUUAACGCACAAAUAAACUUCCAUUCUACAUAUAAGCAGGCUGGUUCUUGAAUUAAAGGCCUUUUAUUGUCCUGCAUGUGGCACUGUUU